Messenger RNA from Cariama cristata (Red-legged seriema), 135 nucleotides. RefSeq names its product small ubiquitin-related modifier 3. Lineage: Eukaryota; Metazoa; Chordata; Aves; Cariamiformes; Cariamidae. Gene Ontology annotation, molecular function: protein tag activity; ubiquitin-like protein ligase binding. Gene Ontology annotation, biological process: protein sumoylation. Gene Ontology annotation, cellular component: nucleus. The record is from RefSeq and is a predicted model, not a curated record. The annotation marks the transcript as partial. The transcript has 2 exons.
GGCUUGUCGAUGAGGCAGAUUAGAUUCAGAUUUGAUGGACAACCAAUUAAUGAAACAGACACACCUGCACAGCUGGAGAUGGAAGAUGAAGACACUAUCGAUGUGUUCCAACAGCAGACGGGUGGAGUGUGUUAA